Messenger RNA from Fusarium oxysporum Fo47, 2052 nucleotides. RefSeq lists its product as uncharacterized. Gene Ontology annotation, molecular function: G protein-coupled receptor activity. The record is from RefSeq and is a predicted model, not a curated record. Gene Ontology annotation, cellular component: plasma membrane. Gene Ontology annotation, biological process: adenylate cyclase-activating G protein-coupled receptor signaling pathway. Bases 1 to 1974 code for a protein of 657 amino acids. Lineage: Eukaryota; Fungi; Ascomycota; Sordariomycetes; Hypocreales; Nectriaceae. The transcript is spliced from 9 exons.
AUGGCUUCAUAUAACUCUAGUUCCACCGUUGAGGCGAGACUUGCAGCCGUAGAGAAGCUAGCACAACGAGCCUACGAUCGAGGAGAGGUUGAGAACGUGUUCAGCAAGUAUAUGCAUCUCCACAAUCGUGGAACCCCUGGAAUACACGCACAAUACACCAAUGUCGGAGUGUACACCGACUACGACAGCAUUAUGGCCUACCAUAGCGGUCGGCCCUCACCUCCCGGAAAACUGAUACUACACGAAACCACCACCCCACUGAUUGAAGUUGCAGGUGACGGUGAAACUGCAAAAGGAUUUUGGUUGAUGGCUGGAGUUGAGAGUGGUUUAGCUGACCCCAAGAACGUGGGAACCAUGCCAGAAUUUCUCUACGAGCCUGAAGAGAAGAAUGUCGACGGCAAGCGAGUCUGGACUCACUGGGUCUGGUGCCACUAUGCUUUGGACUUUCUAAAGCAGGAUGGCCAGUGGAAGAUCUGGCACUUCCGUUGUCUUGAAGUAACCCGUGCUCCCUUUAGUGAAAAUUGGAUCACGUUUGCCAAGAAGAACCAGUUGGCUUUUGAUAAGGACCUUGCCUACUUUGGAAAUGACGGCAAGGCUGUCUUUAUGCCGACGCCAGAUGCUAAGCCUGAUAAGCUGGGCGAAGGAAGAGAAUACGACAUGCCUAAUGGGCCCCAUUUUCCCAGCUUUCAAACUUCUCCGCUUACCGCUGCGGUGGGCCGGCUCCCAACAUCACCACUGCCCAAAUGCCAGUCAAUCACACGAGCGACCGAGAUGUUUGCUGACUCUCAGCUAGAACGGCUUGCGCUGCUGGAGAGGGUCUUUUCUUCAAUCAGCCUCGUGUCUGUACUGUUGAUUUUCGUGACGUACGGAAGCAUACCGAGACUGCGCAAUCCUCGAAAUACCUUCAUCGUGUUUGCUAGCAUCGCGAAUCUGGGCGCCAGCAUCGGGACCGUUAUUUCACGCGAUGGAUUGACUCGUGGCGAGGAUUCGGCACUUUGCAGGGCGCAAAGCUUCCUGGUACAUGUGCAAGUAAUGCCCUGUUUCAUGCAGUCUGAUGCGUGGUGGUCUCUCGGCAUGUCGGUGAAUACCUUCAGGAUCGUUUUCUUUCAGUCGAAUCCGCAUACGUUUAAUAAGUGGCUGUAUUCUCUGAUAUGCUUUGGAGGGCCAUUCAUCUCGGGAUUUACCCUGUUUUUCAUCGCCACUCCAGCCCGCGGUCCCGUCUACGGAGCGACAACUACUUGGUGUUGGAUCCGAGAAUCUUGGGUUAGCAUACGACUCUUCACUUCAUACAUCUUUGUAUGGAUCUGCAUCGCCACAUCAAUCAUUUUGAAUACAGUGGUUGGCUUUCGUCUGUUUCGCGCAAGAAAUGAAGCUCGAGGUAUCUUAAACUCGCGCAUUGAGAGCACAGUAGCCGAUCACCAAACAGUAACAGAAACAAAUACCGACACUGAUGUCCAAGUAUCCGAACAUACAUCCGUUACUGCCGUGUCUGAUGCUCAGAAAUUAGCACCCAAUGCCACGGAUGUGGAGCCAAUUCCUCCUAACCAAAAGCAACAAUCUUCAUCAUCGGCCACUGGCAGCACCAAGUCCAAGUUUUGGCUCAAAGACCCUAUUAAACGGGCAUACCUACUCACAACCUUCAUGUUUACGCUAAGCGUCCUUGUGACGUGGGUACCAGCGAGCAUCACACGUAUCCAUAGUCUACUUAACCGUGAUGUUCCAUACUCAUACCAAGUUGCCAUAGCGGCCGUUAUGCCGCUGCAAGGUCUCUGGAACGCUUUGAUCUUUUUUACGACUAGCCGGGGCGUUAUAAGAAGCGUGAUCCAGGACAAAUGGGGUCUGUGGGUAUCAAAGUCUACAAAGAUAGACAGCAACCUGGUAGAAAGGGAAGUUGCUGCAAGGUUAAGGGUUAAUGGGCAUACUGACACCACGGAUUCAGGGAGUGAUGUUGAGCUCCGCCGCCUGGCGAGGUGAUUGUAUUGAUAAGGAAAUAGCUAAUAUGAAGAAAAGAGCAAAAAUUGAGUCAGAGAGCGACUUCACCCUAAUGUAACG